AUCCUCUCAUCAUCCCAUGUUCUUCACCCUUACCCCAGAAUGCUCCGUCGAGCGAAGCACCUGAAGUCCCGUAUCAAGGAGCUCUUUCGGAAAGAAUCCGCAGCAGAGCUUGGCCAGCCCCAUGCGCAAGCGCAGGAUGCACCCGAGCGGGCCAUCCCUUCCCUACUGGCAAAGCGGGAUCUGUGGCUCGAGGCGUUCGAGAAGCUGCCCAAGGAUACACAGCGGCAGCUCCAACGGGACAACGCAACCCAAGGACCGCACAACCAACAAAUUCAAGAGCUCUUGAACCUUGUCAAGAAGAAGCAGGAGGAAUGCGAGAGGAAGUUCUGGAGGCUCCGCGUAGGCGACCAUGAGAUUGUCCUGCGUGAUUAUGCGGCCACCAUUGUCGGCUGUUGGCAGAAGAUUGGAGACAUCGCGAUCCAGUUUGCGCCGCCCCAGGCCAGCAUCCCAUGGUCUGCUGUCAAAGCCCUCUUGCAGAUUACGGUGACCGAGUCGGCACAGAUGUAUGCCCUGCUUGCCAGUGCGGACCGUAUAGUCCGCGUCAUCAACCGCGGUCAGAUAUACGAGCUUGUAUACACAACCGAGACCACGCCGGAGCUUGCCCUCAACAACCUUCAGGCUGCCUUGAUCGAUCUGUAUAGCGCCGCGCUCGAACUACUUGCGAACUCGACGAAGCUCCUCGACAAGAGCACAAUCACCCGGACUCUUCACUCAAUGUUGCAUCCCGGAGAAACCGUGGACUUGUUUUCGAAUCUGGUCAAGCACGAGUCAGAGCUCGCCCGAGAAGCUCAGGCAUGCGAAAGCCGCCGGAGGGCUGAUGCCGAUGCCAGUUUGAUGCGUCUCCUGCGGGAGCUUGAGGUCCCGCUAACCCGUGUCGACGACAAGGUCAGCAGCCUCCUUGAACGGAUCGACGACAGCGAGCGGCUCGCGAUCCUGGAAUGGAUCUCAGCCGUACCAUACCGCAAGCACCACAACACAGUAAAAGAGGAUCGGACGCCCGGAACCUGCCAAUGGUUGCUACGGCAUCCAAGGUUCUACGAGUGGGCUGAUGCUAGUUCUUCUGUCAUCCUGUGGCUCCAGGGGUCUCCUGGCGCCGGAAAGACAUUCCUCACGUCAGCAGUCAUCGAUCACGUCGAGGGCAUCCUCAGCUCGUCGCCGAACCACGAAGGUUUCGCGUUCUUCUACUGCAACCGGCACGAAACGCACCGCCGGGAGCCUCUUUCCGUCCUUCGAAGCUACGUCCGUCAACUGUCGACGACCGCGUUCAAUCCCGAAAGCAUGCGAGCGAAGCUCAGAAGCCUCUGCCAAGAGACCAGGCUAAAGGGUGCACAUCUCACAUUGGCGACAUGUCAAGACCAGCUCUUGGAGUCGGUCAACCUGUAUCCCCAAACCACUCUCGUGCUCGACGCGUUGGACGAGUGCGAGCCAGAGACACGGGCGCGUCUCAUUGACACCAUCGAGUUCCUGUUGAAGAAUUCCGAACGGCCGCUCAAGGUUUUCAUUUCCAGCCGGCCCGACGUCGACAUCAGGGAUCGCUUGCUCUCACAGCCGAACAUCGAGAUCCGAGCCACCGAUAACCAGGAUGACAUCGCGAAGUUUGUCAACGAGGAAAUCAUCAAGCACCGACGUUGGGGGAAAAUAGCUGCGCCGCUGCGGACAAGGAUAGUCGACACGCUCUUAGACCGCAGCCAGGGAAUGUUCCAAUGGGCCUCCUUGCAGAUCAAGCAGCUGCUCGAGCUGCAGACCCAAGCAGCUAUAACAGACCGGCUUGGCAAGCUCCCCAUCGAUCUCGAGGCCGCCUACGACGAAAUCUACGGCAAAAUCGCGGCCCGAAACGAGCAUGAUAAGGCCAUAGCGGACCGGGCCUUUAUGUGGGUGAUGUGUGCCAACCCACCGCUCCGCAGCGCCGAUCUCCUCAGCGCCAUCCGCCUGGACCCCGAAAACGACGCGGUGCAAUUUUCCGAUGACGAGCUGGACGAGAAUCUCCUGGCCGAUAUCUGCAACAAUCUGCUUGUUUUGGAUUCUCAGCGGCGCGUCUGGCGGUUCUCCCACCUGUCUGUUGCCGAGUAUUUCGAAAAGAAUCAUUGGAGCCUUCGACAGGCUCAUUGCCACGCAGCCGCGGCCUGUCUGAUGCUGCUCAUGAUGAACAAGGUUGACAGUUCCGGUUAUUGGUCUGGGAGACGCGAGGGUGCGUGGGAAUGGGGACCACAUCCACGCAGCAUUCUUCACCCGGACCACCUAUUCCAGCGCUAUUGUUGCCAUCAUUGGAUCACCCACGUCCAGGCACAGGAAGGUUCAGAGGUCGAUCCCCGGUUGGCUCGUCGUCUGAAGGCGUUCCUCGGGUCUCCGAGCAGAAGCAGUGCGCAAUAUCGAGCAUGGCAGCUCCAAACUGCCGGCGACAGUGCCUUUCACAACGGGUGGUCGCCCGCGAGGUCCAAUCUUGUCAUACUUCUGAGUGACCACUUCCCGCCGGAUUCGGGCCCCAUGUUCACCAUUUGCCGCUUCGGAUUCUAUUCAGUUCUCUCCGACUGGUGGGCCAACGAAGAAAUGCCGCUUUCGCUGACAACCAAACAAGGCGACAACCUCCUCACGCUUGCCGCCGUGGGUGGCCACAAGCCAAUCAUCGAGGCACUUCUGAGACGGGGAAUGAAGCUCAACACGCCACUUAAUAAUAAGUGGGGAAGUGCUCUUGCCACUGUGGUGGCCCACGGAUCGCUCGAGAUUGUGCAGUUCCUUGUCGAAAAGGGGGCCGAUGUCAACAUGCCGCUUCACACUGGGGAUUACGGUAGCGCUCUAGCGGCUGCGGCUAGUUAUUCGGGGGACAUCAAGACCAUCGAGUUCUUGCUCGAAAAGGGGGCCGACGUCAACAUGCCGCUACCUACUGGGGAUUACGGUAGCGCUCUUGCGGCCGCGGCUUGCUCAGCAGGCACCGAUGUCGUCAGGUUUUUAGUCGAGAAGGGGGCUGAUGUCAAUAUGCCGCUUCAGAUUGGGAAUUACGGCAGCGCUCUUGCGGCAGCGGUUGCUCUUGCGGCCGCAGCUUGCUCAGGAUAUACCGAGGUCGUCAGGUUCUUAGUCGAGAAGGGGGCUGAUGUCAAUAUGCCGCUUCAGACUGGGCGUUACGGUAGCGCUCUUGCGGCUGCGGCUUGCGAGGGAUAUCCCAAGGUCGUUGGGCUCCUACUCGAGAAGGGGGCUGAUGUCAAUAUGCCGCUUCAGGCUGGGCCUUAUGGCAGUGCUCUUGAAGCCGCGGCUGAUAAGGGGCAAGCAGCGUGCGUUGAAAUUUUGGUUGAAGCCGGGGCGCGCCAAACCUAUGGGCUCAACACGCGCACUGACAAGGUGCGGGAGUAUGCGCCAGUUGCCUAG
This is a messenger RNA of Thermothielavioides terrestris NRRL 8126, 3360 nucleotides long. RefSeq lists its product as uncharacterized. The transcript is spliced from 5 exons. Lineage: Eukaryota; Fungi; Ascomycota; Sordariomycetes; Sordariales; Chaetomiaceae. Gene Ontology annotation, molecular function: protein binding. The record is from RefSeq and is a predicted model, not a curated record. The coding region runs from base 40 to 3360 and encodes 1106 amino acids.